AUGACGCAAAUGAAGAAGGAGGAUAUCGAGGCACUGGGACCCGUCUCAACGCACUCCCAACAAGGCCAGGUCUUGGAAGACUUGAACACGUCCUACGAUGCCGUUUUUGGUGAAAUCAAAGAGGGUGGUCCCAACUACCGCAACGUUGGCUGGAAAGGAACAGUAGCCCUCAUGAUGAAGACUCAAAUCGGUCUGGGUGUCUUGUCCAUUCCCGGUGUCUUUGAUGUCCUUGGCAUCGUGCCAGGCGUGAUUGCCCUGUGUUGCAUCGCCGCCAUCACUACGUGGUCUGAUUACAUUGUCGGUGUCUUCAAACUCCGCCACCCCGAAGUCUACGGUAUCGACGACGUCGGACGCCUCCUCUUUGGUCGUGUUGGCCGCGAAUUCUUCGGCGUCGUUUUCUGUCUUUACUGGAUCUUCGUUGCCGGCUCUGGCAUGCUCGGUGCCUCAAUUUCCCUCAACUCGAUGUCUCUUCACGGUGCAUGCACCGCUGGCUUCGUCGCUGCGGCCGCCGCCAUCGGAUUCUGCUUCGGCAGCAUCCAGACCCUCGGAAAGAUUACCUGGUUCGCCUGGAUUGGCCUCAUCUGCAUCAUGUCUUCAAUCUUCACCCUCACCGUUGCCGUGGGUGUCCAGGACCGACCGGCUGCCGCGCCCCAGACGGGCCAUUGGACGUCGGACUACAAGAUCGUCGGAAGCCCAACCUUUGCCCAGGCCUCCUCGUCGCUUUCGACCCUCGUCUUUGCCUUUGCUGGCACCCCUGCCUUCUUCUCCAUCGUCUCUGAGAUGCGUGACCCUCGUCACUACACGCGCGCUUUGAUCAUCUGCCAGACCGGCGUGACGGCCACCUACAUUGCCAUCGGAUGCGUCGUGUACUACUUUUGCGGUUCCUACGUUGCUUCGCCAGCUCUUGGCUCCGCCGGUCCGACCAUGAAGAGAGUUUGCUACGGUCUCGCGUUCCCCGGCCUGGUUGUUACCACCACUCUGGUUAUUCACCUGCCCGCCAAGUACAUCUUCAUCCGCUUGUUGCGUGGGUCCCGUCACCUGACCGAAAACACCAUGAAGCACUGGGGCAUCUGGCUCGGAUGCACCGCAGGCAUCACCAUCAUUGCAUACAUCAUUGCCAGCGCCAUCCCCGUCUUCGACGGCCUGGUGUCCCUCGUCGGUGCACUUUUCGGCACUCUCCUGUCUUUCCAGCCAAUGGGCUGCAUGUGGCUGUACGACCACUGGGCCGAGGGCAAGAUGGACAAGAGACCUCGAUGGAUUGCCAUGGUCUGCUUCAGCUGCUUUGUUGUCAUCAGCGGCACCUUUUUGAUGAUCGCUGGAGCGUACGGCUCUAUUGUUGGUAUCAUGGACAGCUACAAGAAGUCUGGCGGAUCGGCCGCGUUUUCUUGUGCCGACAACUCCAACUCCGUAUCCUCUGCCCAUUAG
This is a messenger RNA of Colletotrichum orchidophilum, 1425 nucleotides long. Its product is annotated as transmembrane amino acid transporter. Bases 1 to 1425 code for a protein of 474 amino acids. The transcript has 5 exons. Gene Ontology annotation, cellular component: vacuolar membrane. Gene Ontology annotation, biological process: amino acid transmembrane transport. The record is from RefSeq and is a predicted model, not a curated record. Gene Ontology annotation, molecular function: amino acid transmembrane transporter activity. NCBI's taxonomy places the organism in Eukaryota, Fungi, Ascomycota, Sordariomycetes, Glomerellales, Glomerellaceae.